Molecule: messenger RNA, 6462 nt
Organism: Iphiclides podalirius (scarce swallowtail)
Lineage: Eukaryota; Metazoa; Arthropoda; Insecta; Lepidoptera; Papilionidae
Source: the annotation of a GenBank genome assembly
AUGCAACCACCGCGAUUUAGCAUGCAACCAUCAUCUUUAAACAGCAUAGUCCGUGAGGGAACUACGAAGAUAUUGCAAUGCUCUGCAGUCGGCAUUCCGCAGCCAAUGUACAGGUGGUUAAAAAACGGAGUGCCACUUGGAGAAUACUCGUCGGAGCUCUUUUACAAAAUUCACAACACUCAGCGCCAGGACGCGGGCGCAUACCAGUGCAUAGCUAAAAAUGACGUUGGAGCUGUUUUCAGCGAGAAGAACAACAUUAUCGUCGCAUAUAUGGGUGUUUUCGGAAACAUCACCGAACAAGAAGUGACUGUUGAGUCGGGAAGAGCUGCCAUUUUGGACUUUCCUCCCAUCGAGUCUGAACCACCGCCUUCGGUUAUCUGGCAGGAUGAAAAUGGCGUAAAUGGUGUGCUCAGAUACGAUCAAAAGUACGCCAUCACCGACAAACAUCAAUUAGUAAUAUUAUGUGCUUCUAAAGAAGAUGAAAGAUCGUAUAGGGCUCGCGCUAUAAACACACAAUUGGGAAAAGUAGAAAAUAGCCCUUAUAUAAAACUAAACGUGUACGGCGACGACACCAAAGAAAUAGCUCCGGAAAUCAUCAUAAAACCGCAAGACACGAAAAUAAUAAAGGGACAAGAAUACCGGAACAUUUACUGCAUCGCCAACGCGAGGCCCCUACACGAGUUGGAGACACUCUGGUUCAAAGACGGCGUGCUCAUCGACCUUGCCGGCAUAACGUACGAUUUGAACGACCAGUGGAACAGGACACUAAGUCUUAUAUCGGCCAACUUGACGCACACGGGCCAGUACACGUGCCAAGCUAGAUUGAAAACGGGCGGUUUCGCCACGGUGACCGCGUCCGCCUCUGUGAUAGUGUACGAGAAACCGACGAUGCUGUCCAGCCUCAAAGCCGAGACGUACGGCGAGUUCGGCAGCGUAAUAGUUCUGGAGUGUAACGUUGAGGGCAUACCGCUGCCUGGCAUCACAUGGUACAAGGACGCGAAGAAGAUCGCAAGUGUCGGCGCUGAGGCAGGUGAAGCGGACAGCGGGGACGUCGACGACGGCGGCGGCCGGUAUAGGGUUGAAGUCGACCGGUCGCUCAUCAUUAGCGAUUUGAAAAUGGAAGACAUGGGAAUAUACCAAUGCAUUGCAAGCAACGAAGCCGGCGAGGCCUCCUUGUACACUUGGUUGAAAAUAAAGAUGCGGGACAAUAGACGCACGCCGCGCAGUCACAUGAAGUUGAUUAGAAUGAGGACUGCAGACAAAAAGACAAAAUCUUUCCGAUUUGAUACUGGCACAACUCCGCCAGUAAUGCAGAGCGCGCCUUCGAACCUCACGGUGCUCGACGGAAAAGACGCCACGAUCACCUGCCGUGCCAUCGGAGCGCCAACGCCCAACGUCACCUGGUACUUCAACGAUUCCCUGAUAAUUAAGCUAUCAGGCAGACUGCAGGCUUUAGACGAGGGGGACCUGCUAAUUACGAGCACGACAACCGCCGACAGCGGGAAAUACACCUGUAUACGUGCUAACGACGCAGGAAACGUCUCUGGGGAGGCGUACCUCACCGUACUCGUGAGGACCCAGAUCAUAGCCCCGCCUGUAGAUACCCGCGUGUUAUUGGGUCACACGGCGACUUUGCAAUGCAGAGUCUCAAGCGACCCCAACGUCAAGUACAACAUCGACUGGUUCCAUAACAAGCAGCCUAUGACGGCGGGCUCGCGCGUUUGGGUGACGGCGGAGGGCGCGCUGCAGGUGCAGGCGGUGCGCGCGAGCGACGCGGGCGAGUACGCGUGCGUGGUGACGUCACCGGGCGGCAACCACACGCGCCGCGCCCUCCUCUCCGUCAUCGAGCUGCCCUUCUCGCCCACGAACGUGCGCGCGGCACGCCUGGACGCGUCGCAGCGCGCCGUCAACGUGUCCUGGACGCCAGGCUUCGACGGCAACUCGCCCAUACAGAAGUUCAUCGUGCAGCGCCGUGUGGUGCCCGAGUUUGGUCCCACUCCCGACCCGUUGCUUAACUGGGUGACGGAACCCAUGAACGUUUCAUCCAGUCAACGUUGGGUGCUGCUGACGAGUUUGAAAGCGGCCACCUCUUACCAAUUCCGAGUGUCUGCGGUAAACACAGUUGGAGAAGGCCCGCCAUCGGAUCCCACGGAUGUGUUGACACUACCACAAGAAGCGCCGUCGGGGCCGCCGCUCGGCUUCAUGGGGUCGGCGCGCUCCUCCUCGGAGAUCAUCACGCAGUGGCAGCCGCCGCUCGAGGAGCACAGGAACGGGCACAUCCUCGGCUACGUGAUCCGGUACCGGCUGCGCGGCUACGACAACAGCCCGUGGACGCACCAGAACAUAACCAACGAGGCGCAGAGGAACUACCUGAUCCAGGACCUGAUCACGUGGAAGGACUACAACGUGCAGAUCGCCGCGUACAACGACAAGGGCGUCGGCGUUUUCUCGGACAGCUACACGAUAAAGACCAAGGAGGGCGUGCCCGAGGCCGCCCCGGACAGCGUGCGCUGCGAGCCGCACAACUCCACCGCCGUUUCGGUCUGGUGGACGCCGCCCAACCCGCAGAAGAUCAACGGCAUAAACCAGGGUUACAAAGUUCAAGCGUGGCGAUGGGACGAGGGCGAGAGCGCCAACGUCGAACAGAAGAUUAUCAGUAUCCCUCCUAACUUGUUGGACCCCUUGACCGAGCAGUCCGCCAUCAUCGGCGGCCUCGAGAAGUUCACAGCCUACAACAUAUCGGUGCUCUGCUUCACCGAGCCCGGCGACGGACCCAGGAGCGAUUACGUCCUAGUGCGCACCAAAGAAGACAUUCCGGACGAGGUGGGGAGUCUACAGUUCGACGACAUAUCGGACCGUGCAGUGCGUGUGUCUUGGUCGCCACCGAAGAAGUCGAACGGAGUCCUCAUCGGCUACAAACUGUCCUACCAAGUCAAAGACAACAAUGAGACCUACAGGGAAGAAAUACUUCCGCCGAACAUUACAAGCAUUCGAGUAGAACAUUUGCAGGCGAGCACGCACUACGUGCUGUGGCUGAGCGCGCUGACGGGCGUGGGCGAGGGCCCGCCGCGGAGCGCCAGCAUGCAGUCGGGCGUGGAGCCCGUGCUGCCCGCCGCGCCCCGCAACCUCGCCCUCUCCAACAUCGCCGCCGCCUCCGUGCUGCUGCAGUUCACGCCCGGCUUCGACGGCAACUCCUCCAUAUCGCUGUGGACCGUGCAGGCACAGACCGCCCGCAACACCUCGUGGGUGACUAUCUACGAGGUGAAUGACCCGGAGGCCCAGUCCAUACUCGUGACGGGCUUGGUCCCUUUCACCACCUACCGUUUGAGGCUGAUCGCGACCAACGUGGUGGGCUCCUCGCCGCCAUCGGAGCCCUGCAAGGAGUUCCAGACCAUACAAGCGCCCCCGCAGCACCCGCCGAGAAACGUCACCGUGCGAGCAGUCAGCGCCAACAAUCUAAGAGUUAGAUGGAUUCCUCUCCAGCAAAGCGAGUGGUUCGGCAAUCCCAAAGGUUACAACAUCACGUACAAACGCAGCGGCAGCAAUGACACCUUAUUCAGCAUAAUCGAGGACCACACGGCAAACUCGCACGUGCUGUCCAACCUCGAGGAGUGGUCUUUGUACGAAAUUCGCAUGACGGCCAUAAACGAGGUCGGUGUGUCUGCGGAAAGUCCAACCGCCGUGGAAAGAACUAGAGAAGCAGUUCCCUCGUCCGGUCCCAUCAGUGUCUCAGCUAACGCCACGUCAUCGACGACAGUAGUCGUUCUGUGGGGAGAUAUACCGGUCCAGGACCAAAACGGGCUGAUUGAGGGAUACAAAGUGUGCUACGCGGCGAUCGUGCCACCGCCGAGGCCCGAGCAUCAGAAAGUGGAUUGCCAAUCCAUACCCUCAAACCAGACCCACACUGUGACCUUGACGGAGUUGAGGAAAUACGUCGUUUACCAGAUCCAAGUAUUAGGCUACACGAGAUUAGGUGACGGGGCUUUAAGCGACCCGCCGGUGACAGUGAGAACAUUUGAAGAUACUCCCGGUCCUCCGUCCAACGUGUCGUUCCCGGACGUGACAUUUACGACGGCGCGUAUAAUUUGGGACGUCCCGGAGGAUCCUAACGGAGAAAUAUUGGCUUACAAAGUCACCUAUCAUCUCAACAGCUCUACGCAACACAUGUUCUCAAGGGAAUUUCUUCCUUCGGAUAGGACUUUUAGGGCGACGGAGCUCGCGCAGGAGCGCUACUACCUGUUCUCGGUGACGGCGCAGACGCGGCUGGGCUGGGGCGGCACGGCGCGCGCGCUGGUGCUGAGCACGGCCAACCGCGCCGCGCCCGCGCCGCCCGCCCGCCCCAACGUGCAGCGCUCGCUGCUGCAGCCGCACCACAUCACCUUCUCCUGGACGCCCGGCGACGACGGCUACGCGCCCCUCAGAUAUUACACGGUGCAACAAAAGGAAGAAGGCGGUACAUGGCAAACUCUACCUGAGCGCGUGGAUCCAUUUGCUACCUCCUAUACGGUGGAAGGACUAAAACCUUAUACCGGAUACCAAUUCCGAAUCCGUGCGACCAACGACAUAGGCCCCAGUCGUUACAGUAACGCAACCGAAAUAGUACGGACUUUGCCCGCCGCGCCAAGCAAAGCAGUAGAGAAUCUUCGUGUGGUGCCGAUAACGCCCAGCAGCGUGCGAGUGCAAUGGUCGCCGCUGAGCGAGCAGCACUGGAGCGGGGACACGCGCACGGGCGGCUACCGGGUCUUCUAUCAGCCCCUCACCGACUUCCCCACCUCCCUGCAGCACACAAUGAAGCAAGAAGUACCCGGUAUCAAGAGCGAGGAGGUGGUGCUGACGGAGCUGGCGGUGGACCGCAACUACGAGAUCAGCGUGUGCGCGGUGAACUCGCAGGGCGCGGGCCCCGGCGGCACGCCGGCCGUCGUGUGGGUGGGCGAGGCGGUGCCGACGGCGCCGCCCAGUGACGUCACCGCCGACGCGCUCUCGCCCACCGAGGUGGCCCUCGCCUGGAAGCCGCCCGCGCUCGCGCAGCAGAACGGCGAUCUGCUCGGCUACAAGAUAUUUUAUCUAAUGACCGAUUCCCCGGAGGAACCGGAACCAGGACGAAAGGUGGAAGAAGAGAUCGAAGUAGUUCCAGCCACCGCGUCAUCUCAUUCACUCGUGUUUCUAGACAAAUAUACACAGUACCGUAUUCAGGUGCUGGCGUUCAACCCGGCCGGCGACGGGCCCCGCUCGAGCGCGAUCCAGGUGCGCACGCAGCAGGGGCUGCCGUCGGCGCCUCGCAAUAUCACCUUCUCCGACAUCACCAUGAACAGCCUCGUGGUGUCCUGGCAGCCGCCGCGAAGGCGCAACGGCCUCAUACUCUCCUACCUCGUCACAUACGAGACCAUAGAGCAGGACGAGAGGUUCAGCAAGCAAGUGAAGCAGAAGGUGAGCGAGCAGCGGCUGGCGGUGGGCGGGCUCGAGGAGGAGGUGGAGUACCGGUUCUGGGUGCGCGCGGUGACGGUGGGCGCGGGCGGGGCGGCCGAGGCGCGCGCGCGCACCGGCCCGCAGCCCGGCUCGCCGGCGCCGCCGCGCGCGCUGCGCCUGCGCCCCGACCCCGCCGCGCUGCACCUGCGCUGGGAGAACGCCGCCUCGGGCCGCGGCCCGCUGCUCGGCUACUACAUCGAGGCGCGCAAGAAAGAUGACACCAGAUGGGAAACAAUCACGAGAACCAGCAAUGGAAUGCUAGAAGAAUUUACUAUAUCAUACCAAAGUCUCCUACCAUCUACCGCCUAUUCCUUUAGAGUGAUCGCAUACAAUAUGUAUGGAAUAAGUAACCCUACGUAUAGCGACAAAGUAAUUGUGACUCCUUCAAAGUUGUACCUGGAAUACGGUUAUCUUCAGUACCGUCCGUUCUACCGUCCAAAAGUUAUAAAUAUAAAAAAGAAGCGCAAAAGACGCUUGAGGAGUCGCUGGCGGGCGAGACGGACGAGCGCGGCUCGCUGGCGAUGGAGCUGUACCGGUCGCGGCAGAGCUCGGUGGCGAGCGCGGGCGGGGGGCGCGGGCGGCGCGGGCACUCUGCGCCGCGGCAAGGCGGCCGCACUGGCCAAGCCGCCGCCCCGCCCCUCGCCUGCCUCGGUCGCCUACCACAGCGACGAGGAGAGCCUGCGCGCCUACGACGAGAACCCCGACGACUCCUCCCUCACGGAGAAGCCCUCGGAGAUCAGCUCCUCUGACUCGCAGAAUUCGGAGAGCGAAAACGAGAGCGUUAGAUCGGAGCCGCACUCCUUCGUGAACCACUACGCUAACGUGAACGACACGCUGCGGCAGUCGUGGAAGAGGCAGCGGCCCGUGCGCAACUACUCCAGUUACACGGACUCAGAGCCGGAGGGCAGUGCCGUGGUGAGCCUCAACGGCGGCCAGAUCGUCAUGAACAACAUGGCGCGCUCGCGGGCGCCUUUGCCCGGCUUCUCGUCCUUCGUA